AUGUGGAGGUUCGCGUGGAAGCACGUCCCAGCACUCCAUUUUCGUAGUGAUUCCUUUGAGCAGCAUUCGAGCUUCCAAGAGGUAUGUGGAGAAAGUUUUAUCUCUCCGCCAUCCCUUUAA
This is a messenger RNA of Linum tenue, 120 nucleotides long. The record is from the annotation of a GenBank genome assembly. NCBI's taxonomy places the organism in Eukaryota, Viridiplantae, Streptophyta, Magnoliopsida, Malpighiales, Linaceae.